Messenger RNA from Phaeodactylum tricornutum CCAP 1055/1, 716 nucleotides. RefSeq lists its product with no specific name. Gene Ontology annotation, molecular function: structural constituent of ribosome; mRNA binding. NCBI's taxonomy places the organism in Eukaryota, Bacillariophyta, Bacillariophyceae, Surirellales, Neidiaceae. Gene Ontology annotation, cellular component: cytosolic large ribosomal subunit; ribosome. The record is from RefSeq and is a predicted model, not a curated record. The coding region runs from base 20 to 625 and encodes 201 amino acids. Gene Ontology annotation, biological process: translation; negative regulation of translation. The transcript is spliced from 2 exons.
AUAGAACGUGGUCUUGACCAUGGUGUUGUCUGGAGUAAAAGUUAUUGACGGCCGUGACCACCUUCUCGGCCGUCUCUGUAGUAUUGUUGCGAAGGAGCUUCUUGCGGGACAAAAGAUUGUCAUCGUACGAUGCGAUGAAAUCUGCAUUUCGGGUUCCCUGGUUCGCAACCGCGUCAAGUAUGCCCAAUUCCGUCGCCUGCACAUGAACACUAACCCAGGCCGAGGUCCAUUUCAUUUCAAGAGCCCAGCCAUGAUGGUCUGGAGAACUGUCCGCGGUAUGGUACACCAGAAAUCGCCUCGUGGACAGGAAGCUUUAAAGCGUCUUUCAACAUUCGAGGGAAUUCCGGCCCCGUACGAUAAACAAAAGCGCGUGGUUGUUCCCGCCGCUCUCCGAGUGAUGCGAUUGAAGCCCGGCCGUCAGUUCACGGUGGUUGGUGAAUUGGCCGAUUCGGUGGGCUGGAAGCACAAGGAGCUCCUUGGACGUCUUGAAGGCAAGCGUAAGGCUGAAGCUAAGGACUUCUAUGAAAAGAAGAAGGAGAAGGCUGCUCUGCGCAAAAAGGCAGAAGCAGCGGCGGCUGGAGAGUUGGCCAAGGUUAACGAAGUUCUUGCCGCGUCUGGGUACUAGAUGUAUUCUUUACCUAGCGAAAGUCUUCUGUCAAAUGUUCUAUCGACAUACCUCUCAAUACCUAAAAACUAGUUGAAUUAGGAAUAAAGCC